Messenger RNA from Felis catus (domestic cat), 404 nucleotides. RefSeq names its product 60S ribosomal protein L28-like. Lineage: Eukaryota; Metazoa; Chordata; Mammalia; Carnivora; Felidae. Gene Ontology annotation, biological process: translation. Gene Ontology annotation, molecular function: structural constituent of ribosome. The record is from RefSeq and is a predicted model, not a curated record. Gene Ontology annotation, cellular component: ribosome; cytosolic large ribosomal subunit.
AUGUCGGCCCACCUGCAAUGGAUGGUCAUGCAGAACCGCUCCAGCUUCCUGAUCAAGGGCAACAAGCAGAUGUACAACCCUUUGCCCAAUAACCUGAAGGCACGCAACUCGUUCUUCUAUGAUGGGAUGAUUAACCACAAGACGGGCGUGGAGCCCGCAGCCGCCAACUGCAAAGGGGUGGUUGUGGUCAUUAGGCAGAGAUCGGGCCAGCAAAAACCUGCCACCUCCUACAUGCAGACCAACAAGAAUGCCCAGGCCACUCUCAGCAGCAUCCGUCACAAGAAGAACAAGAACAUUGCUGCUAUUCACAGAACCAGCGCCAUCCUGCGCAGCCAGAAGCCUGUGAUGGUGAAAAGGAGGCACGCCAGCACCACCAAAAGUUCCUGAACGCCUGCCUCCACUUC